This is a messenger RNA of Erinaceus europaeus (western European hedgehog), 4554 nucleotides long. It is a transcript of the gene TBX18, whose product is annotated as T-box transcription factor 18. The record is from RefSeq and is a predicted model, not a curated record. Gene Ontology annotation, biological process: cell fate specification; morphogenesis of embryonic epithelium; positive regulation of DNA-templated transcription. NCBI's taxonomy places the organism in Eukaryota, Metazoa, Chordata, Mammalia, Eulipotyphla, Erinaceidae. Bases 841 to 2685 code for a protein of 614 amino acids. The transcript is spliced from 8 exons. Gene Ontology annotation, molecular function: RNA polymerase II cis-regulatory region sequence-specific DNA binding; DNA-binding transcription factor activity, RNA polymerase II-specific. Gene Ontology annotation, cellular component: nucleus.
GGAGUGGGACGGGAAUGUAAGGUUUCUUGAGAUUCUCGAUAGUUUAACUUAGUCAUCGUCUUGGUUUAAAGCCAGGAGGCUUCGUCUUUCCAAGUCUUGAUUGAGGAAAGCUGGAAACUCUCCGACGCUGGAACCAACUCUUAGGAGAGGGGUACACAACCCAGGUCCACAGCAGAGCAUGGGGUUGCCACUUCCAAACCAGAGGGCGGCGCUUUUCACUCUUAGAAAAAAAAAAUUUUUUUUUUUGCUACCUUGUAAGGAAGUGGGCGCGGGCUGCACAGGGUCGGCGCCUUCUGAUUGGCCGACCCUCCCCGUGAUUGACAAGACCCCAGACUCCGCCCCCGUUGCUUUAUUGACACUAAUGAGCAAGUUCUUCCCACCGCUCUCCUGCCUAGAAGUGCUGACAGAUCAAGGCAACAAAUUUCAAUUACAAUCCCUAAUUUGUGUCCGCAGAGCGUUUUUUUUUUUUUUUUUUUUUUUUUUUUUACCCAUGUUAGUCCUCUCUGGCUCAUCAGUCGAGGCAGAUCGUGGAGCUGCAGGAGGACGUGGAGGGGGUGGGAGCGGAGUCCAUCAGUGAGAAGCGCGCGCAAGAGACCGAGGGAAGGAAACUUGGCGGGCGCAUCGCUAGUUCCUCGGAUCCCAGCACAACCGAGAAAGAGGAAACGCCAAUUUUUUUUUUUUUUUUUGCCCGCAGUGGGGAACAGGGCAGACCUCGGCCUGUGGGAGGCCCCAGGAGUUCUCCGAAGUUUGGUGGCGGCGGGGGGGGGGGGGUGGUGGCGGCGAGAGAAGGUGCGUGUGCCCGUGAAGUGUAUAUGAGCGAGGGGCGGGCGGGCGGCAGGGAUGGCUGAGAAGCGGAGGGGCUCGCCUUGCAGCAUGCUGAGCCUCAAGGCGCACGCCUUCUCUGUGGAGGCGCUCAUCGGCGCUGAGAAACAGCAGCAGCAGCUUCAGAAAAAGCGGCGAAAGCUGGGCGCGGAAGAGGCGGCUGCGGCGGUGGAAGACGGAGGGAGCUGCAGCCGAGGUGGCGGAGGCGCGGACGAAAAGGACUCCUCCGAGGGGGACGAAGCCGCCGCUGCACUCCCGCCGCCGGCAGGGGCGGUAUCCGGACCCGCCCGGGGCUGUGCAAACUUGGAGCGGAGCUGCGGCUCGCGCGAAGCGGCGGGAGGCUGUGAGGAUGGCAUGCUGCAGAGUGCAUCCCCAUUGGAGUCCCCCAGAAUGUCCCCGAAGGGGUCUCCUGCCCCAGCCCGGCCUGGAACUCCACUGUCCUCGGCUCAGGUUCCAAGGGUAGAUCUGCAGGGAGCAGAGCUUUGGAAGCGCUUUCAUGAGAUUGGCACCGAGAUGAUCAUCACGAAGGCCGGCAGACGAAUGUUUCCAGCAAUGAGAGUCAAGAUCUCAGGAUUAGAUCCUCAUCAGCAGUAUUACAUUGCUAUGGAUAUUGUGCCAGUGGACAACAAAAGAUACAGGUAUGUCUACCACAGCUCUAAGUGGAUGGUGGCAGGUAAUGCUGACUCUCCAGUGCCACCUCGUGUGUACAUUCAUCCUGACUCACCUGCCUCAGGCGAAACUUGGAUGAGACAAGUGAUCAGCUUUGACAAGCUAAAGCUCACCAACAAUGAACUGGAUGACCAAGGCCAUAUUAUUCUUCAUUCUAUGCACAAAUACCAACCACGAGUCCAUGUCAUUCGGAAAGACUGUGGAGAUGAUCUUUCUCCCAUCAAGCCUGUUCCAACCGGUGAAGGAGUGAAGGCAUUCUCUUUUCCAGAAACUGUGUUCACAACUGUCACUGCCUACCAGAAUCAGCAGAUUACUCGCUUGAAGAUAGAUAGAAAUCCAUUUGCCAAAGGCUUCAGAGACUCUGGCCGUAACAGGAUGGGUUUGGAAGCACUGGUGGAGUCAUAUGCAUUUUGGAGACCUUCACUGAGGACUCUCACCUUUGAAGACAUCCCUGGAAUUCCCAAACAAGGAAACACAAGUUCCUCCACCUUACUCCAAGGUUCUGGGAAUAGUGUUGCUACCACCCACCCUCAUCUUUUGUCUGGUUCCCCUUGCUCCUCUCCUGCCUUCCAUCUGGGGCCCAACACAAGUCAGCUGUGUGGUCUGACCCCAGCUGACUAUUCUACCUGUGCCCGAUCUGGCCUCACCCUUAACCGAUACAGCACAUCUUUAGCCGAGACCUACAACAGGCUUACCAGCCAGACCAGUGAGACCUUCGCUCCACCCAGGACUCCCUCCUACGUGGGUGUGAGCAGCGGUGCUUCUGUGAACAUGUCCAUGGGUUCCACUGAUGGAGACGCCUUCAGCUGCCCACAGACCAGCUUGUCCAUGCAGAUUUCGGGGAUGUCCCCCCAGCUCCAGUACAUCAUGCCUUCACCCUCCAGCAACGCCUUUGCCGCUAACCAGACCCAUCAGGGUUCUUACAACACUUUCAGAUUACACAGCCCCUGUGCCUUGUAUGGAUAUAACUUUUCAACAUCCCCCAAACUGGCUGCCAGUCCUGAGAAAAUUGUUUCUUCUCAAGGAAGUUUCUUGGGGUCCUCACCGAGUGGGACCAUGACUGAUCGGCAGAUGUUACCCCCUGUGGAAGGAGUGCACCUGCUUAGCAGCGGGGGUCAGCAGAGUUUCUUUGACUCUAGAACCCUAGGAAGCUUAACUCUGUCAUCAUCUCAAGUGUCUGCACAUAUGGUCUGAUGAAGCCUUUAAGUUAAAUUAUAUUUGUAUCAGUUUAAUACGUUUUCUUCCUUUCCUUUUUCCUUUAAAAGCUAUGUGAAAAGAAAUCCCCAGUAGCUUCCAAAAUGCGUACAUAAUAGAAAAUGAAGGCUCGCUCAGUUUUGUGACUUUCACAUAAUGAAUUGUAGUUACAAUUAGUAUAUACAUACACUUUAUAGAACAUUGAGUUUUGCAGCCUAUAAAAUCAUAUCCAGUCUCUCAUUUUCUCCAGUGCAUUUGCUUGUGUAGAGUAUUGUUAUAACCAUAGUAGAUUUAACCAAGAUUUCCGGACUCUCCUAAAAGCCAAAUUGUAAAUGUGAAACUUGGCAAUGAUACUAUCCAGACUAGAAUUUUAAACUUAAUUUGUCAGAAAAAUGCUCAGCACUAUUUCACACUUAAGUGUUGAUAACCAGAACACAGUCUUGUGAUUUCUGUUGUUCUUGGGCACAGUGUGAAAAUAACAAGAAAUAUGAAAGCCAGUUGAAAUCUUAGUAUUGUUUAUGAGAUAUUUAUCAUGAAGGAUUAUGUUUUUUGAUGCCAGUUUCAUAUUUAUUAAUUUUACUGUUUGUCUUUGCUAGGGCUUCAUGAUUUGGGGCUGACUUUCAUUUCAGAUAGAAAAAGAAAGAGACAGAGGAAGAGAGAGAAAGAUACCACAGCACCUAAGAUUCUUCCAGGGUGGUGGGAGCCAGGCUUGAACCUGGGUCACAUGAAUGGCAAAGUAGGCACCCUUCUAUGUGAGUUAUCUCACCAGCCCUGUUCCUAUUCUUAUUUACGUAGAUAUUAGGUGUCAUUGGGUCUGUAAAUAUCCAUAGCCUAUAAUGAUUUAUUUUUUAAAGGAAGGUGCAGGAGAGCAUUAAUAUUAUUUCAUUCUCCACUGGGCUUAUAGGUGAUAUUUAUUCAUUUGCCAGAGGUUACAUUUUCAGUGUUUGAGAUUUUUUUUUCUCAUUUAUUUACUUGAUUAAAGAGACCACUAAAGAAUAUUCUGUAAACAUUGAGUUUUCAAAUCAUUAUUUUAUUUGUGAUUAAUAGUAGUUUACAAGACUAUAAUUACAGGGUUUAGUUCCACACUGUACACAACACCAAGAUACUGUGUCUCCAUGUUUUCAGCAGUAGCCUCCAUAGUUCCCACAAAGUCUUAAGGACAGUUUGUUUUUGUUCUAUAAGCAUUUUUAAAUUCCAGUUUUCACAAGAGAAGAAAUAUUUUCUGUGAGUAGAAUGACAAAAAUAAAGUAAAUCCACCUCAAAUUCUUGAAUCCCAAGGAGAAAUAUCUGUUGUUUUAAGUCAAGGGGAAUAACACUGUCAACUUCCCCUUAGGCUCUUAUGAUACGGUUUCUCAUCCAGGAUAUAUAUUUCCACUAUGCUUUGAGAUUCCUGACCUACAAUCUAUAAGAAAAAGGUGAUUUAUGCUACUAAUUCAUGUCUCACAACUCCUACAAAUUGAAUCCUCCCCUCUCCUUAACCUUGUCUCUCUGUCUGAGUCUUUUCUAAAGCAGAUUCUAGGCCAUUCUGGUAUUAAAUAACACUGGAAGGAAUUUCAGGGGAGUUAUCUCUAGAAAUCUGUCUUUUGGGGGGUUGUAAUACAAAGGCCAAAGCCCAUUACUAUGAAGACCCUCUUGGAGGACUAAGGAGGAAGAUACUAAUUAUGAUAAGGAAGCUAUAAAACUUUUAACCUCAAUAGUAUUUUUAGCCUCAAACUGGAGAAAGGAAAACAGCAUUAUUUUUAAUCACCUAAAAUUAAUGUGUCUGUGGUUUAAGGUUUCAGAACAAGUAACUUGGAUAGCACAUUAUGAGAUGAAUAGGACAGGUUAAGAAUGCAUGAUAGGGGUGAUACCAUCUGUCUGUUGAGAUAA